GUUUGUAAGGUGGAGGAGGACGGGGUUUUCAGUGACCAGCACCUCGAUAACCUGGAGAGGAGCUGCAGCCCGGACCAGGAGGAACCAGGGCAUCCACAGACUACAGAACUGGAGGAAGACUCCAGCGGUCAGGAGAUGAAGCACGAGGACGUAGAGGUGGAUGUCUCAUUGGUCAAUGUCGCUGAUGUGAAAGUUGAAAAUGGUGAACCAGGACCAAACUGUGUCCAGCUGCUGUUGCACACUUCUCCUGAAGCUCAAAACAAAGAUGAGGAAGGAACUGAAAGUUUACGCUCAGACUCCAGUAAAACUGCAGAUCCACAGCCAAUGAGACGACACGGUGACCGCGAAGAUGCUGCUGUCCCGUCAGACAGCAACUGUAAAUCAAAGCUGACCAGGACCCACACAGGGAAGAAGGCGUUUUCUUGCAGCACUUGCAAGAAAGAGUUCAGUAAAAGUCAUAUUUUAAUGAAUCACAUGAAGAUCCACACUGGCGAAAGGCCCUACCUGUGCAGCACCUGCGGAAAAUUGUUUAGAAAGUCAUCAACAUUCAAUAAGCAUAAAAUGAUCCACAUGGGCGAGAAGCCCUACAUCUGCAAAACAUGUGGAAAAAGUUACACAGACCGUUCCAGCCUGCUGGUUCACUCGAGGACCCACACUGGCGAAAGGCCGUACCUGUGCAACACCUGCGGCAAAAGCUUUACUAGAUCAUCACUUCUUAAAAGCCACAUAACCACGCACACGGGCGAGAAACCCUUCAUCUGCAAAACAUGUGGAAAAAGUUACACAGAACGUUCCAGCCUGCUGGUUCACUCGAGGACCCACACCGGCCAAAAGCCGUACCUGUGCAACACCUGCAGCAACGCCUUUACUUAUUUAUCAGCUCUUAAGCGCCACAUAACCACACACACGGGCGAGAAGCCCUACAUCUGCAAAACAUGUGGAAAGAGGUACACAGAACGUUCAACCCUUGUGAUUCACUUGAGGACCCACACCGGUGAAAGGCCGUACCUGUGCAACACCUGUGGAAAAACCUUUACUAAAACAUCACAUCUUAAACGGCACAUAACCACUCACAUGGGUGAAAGUGAUAUUUGUGCAAGACGUGCAACAAAGGUUUUAGCUGCAGAAUGGAUUUUUCAACAUUUACUGGAAUUUAAACUGAGCAGAGAGAACUUGGAAGCAGGACUGAAGAUCACAAAACUGCAUCUGGACGAACCAGCAAACUUCAGGAACCGUGUCAUCAAGAUUCAGCACCAGCAGCAGGAUGACGACAGCCAUCAGGACGACGGAGCAGAUAUGACGUGGACUCUGAAUGAGCGGAAAGACUCCGCCCUCCAGCUCACGUCCAGCCGGUUGUCCAGACUCAGGGGAGACGCUGCACAGCGUCUUCCUCAGCUGGUAGAGACCGUUGCCGUUGUGCAGCACCGAGCCAACGGUCAUUUCCUCCUCGUCCACGGGUUCACCGCCCCGCAGCAGCGUCAGGUUGAUGUGGCGAGGGAAGUGGGUCGUGUUACACACUACGCUUUCGGCAUCAUGACCAUUCACACCAUCCCUGACCAUGAGGAAAUUAUGCUGAUCGUCUUCCUGGUCCCCACAAACCACCAUCCUCUGAAUGUUUGUAAGGUGGAGGAGGACGGGGUUUUCAGUGACCAGCACCUGGAUAACCUGGAGAGGAGCUGCAGCCCGGACCAGGAAGAACCAGGGCAUCCACAGACUACAGAACUGGAGGAAGACUCCAGCGGUCAGGAGAUGAAGCACGAGGACAUAGAGGUGGAUGUCUCAUUGGUCAAUGUCGCUGAUGUGAAAGUUGAAAAUGGUGAACCAGGACCAAACUGUGGCCAGCUGCUGUUGCACACUUCUCCUGAAGCUCAAAACAAAGAUGAGGAAGGGACUGAAAGUUUACGCUCAGACUCCAGUAAAACUGCAGAACCGGUGCCAAUGAGACGACACGGUGACCACGAAGAUGCUUCUGUCCUGUCAGACAGCAACUGUAAAUCAAAGCUGACCAGGACCCAAACGGGGAAAAAGGUAUUUUCUUGCAGCACUUGCAGGGAAGAUUUCAGUAAAAGUUGUAAUUUAAUGGAUCACAUGAAGAUCCACGCUGGCGAAAGGCCGUACCUGUGCAACACCUGCGACAAAACCUUUACUACAUUAUCAAUUCUUAAACGGCACAUAACCACGCACACGGGCGAGAAGCCCUACAUAUGCAAAACAUGUGGAAAAAGUUACAAGCAACGUUCCAACCUGGUGGUUCACUCAAGGACCCACACUGGCGAAAAGCCGUACCUGUGCAACACCUGCGGAAAAUCGUUUGGACUAGCAUCACUUCUUAAAAAUCACAUAUACACGCACACGGGCGAGAAGCCCUACAUCUGCAAAACAUGUGGAAAAAGUUACAGGCAACGUUCCCACCUGGUGGGUCACUCGAGGACCCACACCGGCGAAAAGCCAUACCUGUGCAACACCUGCGGAAAAUCGUUUGGACACGCAUCACUUCUUAAAAAUUACAUAUACACGCACACAGGCGAGAAGCCCUACAUCUGCAAAACAUGUGGAAAAAGUUACAGGCUACGUUCCACCCUGGUGGCUCACUCGAGGACCCACACCGGCGAAAGGCCGUACCUGUGCAACACCUGCAGCAAAACCUUUACUCAAUCAUCAGCUCUUAAACAGCACAUAACCACGCACAUGGACGAGAAGCGAUAUUUGUGCAAGACGUGCAACAAAGGUUUUAGCCGCAGAAUUGAUUUGCUGAGUCACAUGAAAAAUCACCCGGAGGAGAAGUCUGGUGACUCGUGAUAAAUGUAGCUCAUGUUGUCGUCCUCCGGGGGCAGCUGUCCACUCCUGUCUGACCCACAGAAGAAGAACCCGCAGAAGUCCAACCACCACCUCCUGUGGCUGAUGAGCCUAAUCCCCUCCCCACAAGGGUUGCAGGUUCAACCCGGAUUUAUGUUUCUCCGUCAACUUGACGCAGAGGGAACGAUGUGGUUGUCUACUUUUUUAUUUAAAUUCUGAAUUGAGUUUGUUUGAAUCCCUGUUCCUUCUUAAAAUCAUAUUAUUUGUUGCUGUUGGUAACUUGUCGUCUCCACGGUGCAAAUAAAGAGCUGUUAGUAUUUGCUGAAGUUUCUUUAAACGUUUAUUUCGUUCAUCUACAAAGCCUCUCUCACAUGUCCUUUUUCCCAUCUGUUUCUUCUUCACUCACAUUCUCUUUGUAAAGUUAAUCUGCAGCUCCAUGUUGUUAAACUCUCUCCAUCUACUCCGUUCAGAGUUUAGUCCAAGUUUGAUAUAUUUACGUGUUCAGUUUUUAUAACGUUCCUCUGAAAAACAUGAAGAAUCUUCAGAGAAACGAGGACAAACAGGGAAACAAAUAACGAUACUUGAGUCACGAUACAAUACGAUAUUGCGGUAUCCAAAUUUUGCAAUAUAUUGUGAUGUUAUACAUAGUUCGCUGAAAACUGUAAAAGGCUUUAAGAAUUUUAAAUCUGAGCUGCGUGUACAUAGGAUUAUGGUGAUAAUUCAUGGGACAAACUAAGUC
Messenger RNA from Cololabis saira (Pacific saury), 3535 nucleotides. Its product is annotated as zinc finger protein 135-like. The coding region runs from base 136 to 2799 and encodes 887 amino acids. The transcript has 6 exons. Gene Ontology annotation, molecular function: DNA-binding transcription factor activity, RNA polymerase II-specific; RNA polymerase II cis-regulatory region sequence-specific DNA binding. NCBI's taxonomy places the organism in Eukaryota, Metazoa, Chordata, Actinopteri, Beloniformes, Belonidae. Gene Ontology annotation, biological process: regulation of transcription by RNA polymerase II. The record is from RefSeq and is a predicted model, not a curated record.